ACAUGACCGUCUUGUUUUCUUGUAUCAUAUGGCACAAUCAAGACUACCCAUGGAUUGGUUCUCUUGGUUAUCAAGAAGUGGCCUUGAGCCCUCACUGGCCUACGAGUAUGGCCUUGCGUUUGCCAGAAAUGAGCUUCAAGAAGUGGAUUUAAUCUACUUCAAUCAUGAGUUUCUGCAAAGUAUGGGCAUUUCAAUAGCUAAACACAGGCUGGAAAUACUCAAGCUUGCUAGGAAAGAAGCUGGAGCUGGCACAACUGGUCUUUCCAAGUUCAUUUUUGCAAUCAACAAAACCAAAAAGAACCUUAAGAAAUGCAUUACCAAGUUGGUUUUCCAUGAGGAUUCAGUGUUUAAAGCCGUGUCAGAGCCGCCGCCUCCAUAUCAAGAGCAGUGGAGAGGAGCUUUGACAAGAAAGUGCAAGAGUGACAAGGAGCUCCAGUUUGAGAAGCCUCCAGUAAUCAGAAACAGGAGGCAAGCAAAAUCAGGUCCUUUGGAUGGAAGAGCACCAGGGAAUUUGAUGCUAAACCAUAGAAACCUCAAGCUAUCAGGGCCUCUGGAUGGAAGGGUGCCGGAGAAUUUGAUGCCUAUGCCCAACAACAAAAGCUUAAAACUAUCUGGGCCUUUGGAGGGCAGAGUUCACGACAGGUUGGUGUACGGUUAUAGGAGCCCAAACCCAAAGUUAUAUGGGACAUCAGAUGGAAUUGUGCAACAGAGGUUGAUGGCUAGAGGGAGAAGCCCAAUCAUACCUAGGCCGUUGGAUGGUAGCAAGGUGGGCAGAGUGAUAAACGAUGAUAUUGAUGAUCAGUCACUAUGGGCUCACCUUUUUCAGGACAUGAAACCCACUUAAAAUGGGUUUUCUUUUAGUUAAUUCCCUAUUCAAUUUUCUCCCCCUCCGUCUCCGUGGUGAUGAGAGUUGAUUUUGGUCCUGCUUCAUCCUUCUGUGAAGCAAACUGUGUAUGUUCUGCUAUUACUCGUUUCUAUCUAAUGUUAAUAUGAUGAUAUGAGUGUUUCUAUAUCA
This is a messenger RNA of Hevea brasiliensis (rubber tree), 1015 nucleotides long. RefSeq lists its product as uncharacterized. The record is from RefSeq and is a predicted model, not a curated record. The coding region runs from base 29 to 844 and encodes 271 amino acids. Lineage: Eukaryota; Viridiplantae; Streptophyta; Magnoliopsida; Malpighiales; Euphorbiaceae. The transcript has a single exon.